AUGGAUUCUGAGAAAGGUUUUAAAGUUGUACUUCUUGGUGAAGCAGUCAAUCGAUAUAAUAAUAAUAAUAAUAAUAAUACAGGUGUUGCAACAGAGAAUAUUGGUUAA
Heterostelium album PN500 is the source of this 108-nucleotide messenger RNA. RefSeq lists its product as uncharacterized. NCBI's taxonomy places the organism in Eukaryota, Evosea, Eumycetozoa, Acytosteliales, Acytosteliaceae. The record is from RefSeq and is a predicted model, not a curated record. The coding region runs from base 1 to 108 and encodes 35 amino acids. The transcript is spliced from 2 exons.